CGAUCGUUCAACAUCGGCCAUACUGUCUCUAAACCGAUAACACAACAUCACAGUGAUAUCGAUUUAAAAGGUUACGCUCUCGCUAUUAUGUCGCCUUCACGACUUUCGUUAACUGACAGUGCACGCGAAACCGUUUUCAGGGCGACAAAGGGGCGGCACCAUCAAAACAUCCAGAGAAAUGGCUUGUGAAGCAUGUAGUGCUAAGUUCACCUUGUUCAAGAGAAAAAAACAAUGUAUGGACUGCUUGAGGUACUUUUGCUCGGAAUGUGUGAUCAAACGACUGGAUAAAGUAUUUACAUGCGAUAGUUGUGGUUUGUUAUCAAGGAGACCACUUGUGAAGAAUCAGAUCAGACAAAUGCGUUCCAAAGACUUACGUCAGUAUCUUGUGGCAAAGAAAGUUUCUGUCAAAGGAUGUGUUGAGAAAGAGGACUUGGUACAUUUACUAAUGCUGUUUGCUAAUGGGAGUGAUCCCUGCUUAAAUAACGAAAGUACAAGUACCAGGACACAAACAGCCGCCCAAGAACCUGUAGUCGAUCUCUCUAUAAACAGAUCAGAAAGUAUGCCAAAUGUCAGUACCUCAAACAGUGAACAGUCUGGAGAUGCGUACGAAGAAUCGCAACCCGCAAGAAGCGAAGACAUUGAAAUGGACGAGGGAGAAAGAAUAAUUGAAAGUAAUGAUAAUAGUCCGCUCCUUAGUUUUCCACUUAGUAGUGACAACGAAACACCGGAGGAGGAGAGGUCAAUAAGAAGAGAUAGUGUGGAAAUAAUAGAAGUUACAGAGACCGAUAAUGAUCCGGUCGUUCCUGAGGCAUCGAGUGCACCAGACAAUGCACCAGAGCCAAUAAUUGCGGAGCAGGAAGAAGUUUCUGAAGCAUCUAGUGAGAACAAAUCGAAUAUACGAAUUACAGAAAUUCUCACGUCCGAUAAAGUACAAUUAUCAGAUAUAAAAGAAACGUCAGAAUUAGAAUAUUUAAAUGUUAAACAAUUAAAGAAUCUAUUAAGUACAAAUCGCGUAGAUUACAAAGGUUGCAUAGAAAGACAAGAAUUAUUGAAUAAAGUGACCAGAUUGUGGAACGAGUACAAUCAAUCUAGAAAAGAGGUAGAAAAUCUGAGCGAGGAAGAACUUUGCAAAAUCUGUUGGGACGCACCGAUCGAGUGUGUCAUUUUGGAGUGUGGUCACAUGGCUUGUUGCAUCAACUGUGGCAAGCAAAUGUCCGAGUGUCCGAUAUGCAAGCAGUACGUCGUCCGUGUUGUAAGAUUCUUUAAAGCUUGAUGAGGCAACGACUUGAUUAUUAUUUGUAACGAACUAAUCGUUAAAAAAAAAAAAAAAAAAAAACUUUUAAACGUAUUUCUUUUUGUUGCAAAAAAUAAUGUGUUUAAACAUUUUUCAUUUUUCUGUUACGUUGAAAUGUUUGAUCCAUUAUUUCUGAGAAAUUGCUAAUCUCUCAGAAAAACUCAGUCAGUUUGUCGUCUUAUUGUUGAUAAUUUGCUUCUGUCUAAUACAUUAAUACGAUGAUCGUGAAAAUAAAAAUUGUCAAGUUACGCGCGCUCUCAAUUGUUCAAACAUAAUGCAACUUUUACGCAUUAAAAUAUUUGCAAUGUAUCGCGAUGAUGACGUUGCAUAAAAUUAGCACGGGACUACACGUGCGUUUAUAUUUAUAGCUAAAAGCAGAAUUGAUUCACGAUAAAAAAAAAAAAAAAAAAA
Pseudomyrmex gracilis is the source of this 1705-nucleotide messenger RNA. RefSeq names its product E3 ubiquitin-protein ligase RNF34. Gene Ontology annotation, biological process: protein K48-linked ubiquitination; negative regulation of extrinsic apoptotic signaling pathway via death domain receptors; proteasome-mediated ubiquitin-dependent protein catabolic process. The record is from RefSeq and is a predicted model, not a curated record. Gene Ontology annotation, cellular component: plasma membrane; cytoplasm. Gene Ontology annotation, molecular function: ubiquitin protein ligase activity. Bases 179 to 1273 code for a protein of 364 amino acids. The transcript has 7 exons. NCBI's taxonomy places the organism in Eukaryota, Metazoa, Arthropoda, Insecta, Hymenoptera, Formicidae.